AUGUUAUUUAACUUUAUUAUAGUCACUUGUUUACUGCUCAUUUCAGCCGAAGAAAACAUCCAAGAGGGUUUCUGUGAUGCAUCGACGGAAACCUGCCAAGAUUCAAACAGUGCGCUGAAGUUCUUGUACUAUGACGUGAAUCCGCCCGAAGGCUUCAACCUGAGACGCGAUGUUUACAUGAGGUUCGCGAUAAUGCUGGCGGAAGCGCGGAAAGCGGGCAAAAAGCUCGACUGGCGAAUCGUGCUACCACCCUGGCAUCGUAUGUACCAUUGGAGGACGGAAGGAAAGUCUAGCCAACCGUUGCCCUGGAGCGCGUUUUUUGAUAUCGACUCGCUGAAGUCAUACGCCCCGGUUGUGGAACUGCAUGAAGUGUUUUCGACGCCUGGAAACCGACGGUUAGAGAUCGACCGCCUUUAUGUGCUGCAAAACUAUGAGAACGCUUUCGAGAAUGGCGUUUUCGAGGAGAAGUGGCAGCUUGUAGAGGACUGCGGAUACGACGGCCGCUAUUGGGGCUACACAAACGUCACCGCGAAGGAGGUUGUGUGUGCGAACUUCCAGGGGAAGAUCUCCAAGCUGUGGGAGCUGGUGUCACUGCAUCCAUCGGACAGGUCGGUCAUGUUCGCUCACGGUGAGAUACCCCUGCACAGCGCAUACGGCACCAAAGCGUACUGGGACUGCCGGAGGAGCAUGAAGUUUAACAGGUCUCUAGUUGAGGCUGCUAAACAAUAUAUAUCCCAAUUUCUCAAAUGCAAGGUUGAGAAAUGCACAUCUUACAUUGCUGUCCAUUGGAGAAGACAGGAUUUCGCAAGAAGCCGAAAAAGAGAUGUCCCAUCUAUACAAGGCGCUGUUAAACAGAUAAAAGAAGCUUUAGAGAACCAUGUACCUAACAUCCAAAGGAUUUUCAUUGCAACGGAUGCAUCAGCUGAAGAGGCUAAUCAAUUGGAGAAAGGACUUAAAAAUUUUGGGUAUAAAGUUUAUUUUUAUACACCAAGUAAAUCCGAAUUAAGUGUUUAUAGAGAGGGUGGUGUUGCAGUCAUUGAACAGAUCAUUUGCUCACAUGCCGCAUACUUUGUUGGUACACACGAGAGCACUUUCUCCUUCCGCAUACAAGAGGAGAGAGAAAUACUGGGAUUUGAUAGCAGAACUACAUUUAACAGGCUUUGUCCCGAUACGGGCAAAUGUGAGGAGCCGUCGAAAUGGACUAUAGUUAGU
Molecule: messenger RNA, 1212 nt
Organism: Iphiclides podalirius (scarce swallowtail)
Lineage: Eukaryota; Metazoa; Arthropoda; Insecta; Lepidoptera; Papilionidae
Source: the annotation of a GenBank genome assembly